UGUAUUACGGUUUAUGCAUGCAGGCCCCAUAUCGGCCGCAUUUGGAAACAUACUCGCUUGACCGGUGAAAGUGUACACUGUGCAUGCAACUUGAGUCGCCUGGCUGGCUGUGCGUAGACAUGGGACCUGGGUCGAAAUUCGCUCAUGUUUUCUGGAGGAAUGGGUCGUAUCUGAGACCUUUUGUGGCUCUCAAGGUGCAGACGAGGCCAUGCACUAUGGCCGUGCUCGCUGGUGUCCAGAACAAGAUCGAAAAGAAAAGACAACAAGCCUUGCAAGGCGGUGGUCCGAAACGAAUUGAAGGCCAGCACAAACGGGGCAAAUUAACAGCUCGUGAACGAGUUAAUCUACUUUUGGAUCCUGGAUCAUUUGUUGAGUUUGACAUGUUUGCAGAGCACCGCUGUACAGACUUUGGAAUGGAUGCAGAAGACAAGCAGUUUCCAGGUGAUGGUGUCAUUACUGGUCAUGGUUUGAUCAAUGGACGAGUGGCGUAUUUGUUCAGCCAGGAUUUUACCGUUCAUGGCGGUAGUCUGUCCAGUGCUCAUGCUCGUAAGAUCUGCAAGAUCAUGGACCAAGCCAUGGAGGUGGGAGCUCCAGUCAUUGGACUAAAUGACUCGGGCGGAGCUCGGAUUCAAGAAGGGGUGGAGUCUUUGGCUGGAUAUGCAGACAUCUUUCAGAGAAAUGUCAUGGCAUCUGGAGUUGUCCCUCAGAUCUCCCUCAUUAUGGGACCAUGUGCAGGUGGUGCUGUAUACUCGCCAGCCCUGACUGAUUUCACAUUCAUGGUCAAGGACACAUCUUACCUCUUCAUCACUGGGCCUGAUGUCGUUAAGGCUGUGACUCAGGAGGAUGUUACAUAUGAACAGCUGGGAGGAGCCAAGACUCAUACCUCAGUCUCCGGCGUUGCUCAUGGUGCCUUUGAGAAUGACAUCAAUGCUCUGGCCAGGCUGCGUGAUCUCUACAACUUCCUCCCCCUAAGUAACCAAGACCCCGCCCCUAUCUUGGCCUGUGAUGACCCAGGUGACAGGUUGGUUCCUGUUUUAGACACCGUAGUUCCUCCAGAAUCAAACAAACCUUACAACAUUUUGGAUGUCAUUCAAGCUAUUGUUGACAAUCGAGACUUCUUUGAGAUCAUGCCAGAUUAUGCUAAGAAUAUUGUGAUUGGCUUUGCUCGAGUUGGUGGUCGGACUAUCGGCAUUGUAGCUAACCAGCCCAAGGUUGCAUCAGGUUGUCUUGACAUUAAUGCAUCCGUCAAAGGAGCUCGGUUUGUUCGUUUCUGCGAUGCCUUCAACAUCCCUAUCAUCACUUUUGUUGAUGUGCCAGGAUUCUUACCAGGUACUCAACAAGAGUAUGGAGGUAUCAUCCGACAUGGAGCUAAGCUAUUGUAUGCAUUCGCUGAAGCUACUGUACCAAAGAUAACGGUCAUUACUAGGAAGGCCUAUGGAGGUGCUUAUGAUGUGAUGAGUUCCAAGCAUCUUCGUGGUGAUAUGAAUUACGCUUGGCCCACCGCUGAAGUAGCAGUCAUGGGAGCUGCAGGAGCAGUGCAGAUCAUUUUCCGAGGUCAGUCUGAAGUCGCAGAGAGGGAACGUGAAUAUGUUGAGAAGUUUGCCAAUCCUUUCCCUGCUGCUGUAAGAGGCUUUGUUGACGACAUCAUCCGACCAAGUACAACUAGACAAAGGAUAUGCAGGGAUUUAAACCUCCUUGCUACCAAGAAGAAGAGCAAUCCUUACAAGAAGCAUGCCAACAUUCCACUGUAAAAGAGUCCCGUUAAGAAGUCUGCUCUACUACCAAAGUCUUGGAGAGGUAGGGGUGACUUUAAACGUUGGGAAAAACCGUGUUGGGAUCAAACAGUUUCGCUCAUGGCUGAGAAAUACUUUUAGGCUUCAGUGGUGUAAACAUGAGCCAUUUCUGAAAAUGAAAUAUUACAAAUAAGGCUAAAAGCAAGCAGCAUUACGUCAUCAGAUGUAAAGUCGGGGCAUAUCGGUAGAUACUUUUAGAGAAUUCGUAAAAAAUUAUUGAAACUUUCCAUAAGUUUUAGUCAUGGAGGUGGGAAUAUUACAGCACCUGGAUUUAUCUCAAAUGUAACAAGCUUGUGACUAUAGAGCUCUGCCUACUGUUUGUAAUAUCAUCUUUGACAAUGUACAUGUAUAGGUUAAGGCGAUCAGUACAAAAGAACAGGGUGUUAAUAUACCAUGUCUUCAUUUAUUGUGAGGUGGUUUAGCUUAAGGGAAAUCAACUUGUCAAAACGAAUGAAAGAGUAAGCAGUAAACAAAGCUAACUCCUCAGUAUCAUUAUCCUAACUCAUGCAGGACUCAAAAGCUUGAAAGUACAUUUGUACAUCUUUCUUAUGUUCAUUAUAUCAAUGAGAACCAGUAUUUUUUACUUGGUUUCAUUACACAAAGGAUAAAAUCAUGGUUUCCAAUGCACAAGAUGCAUCAUAAAUUGACAUGUGCAUGGUAUUUACACCACUAUCCACACACAAUGUGUCAAUUGUCGGUGUGCUGAAAUUAUCCUGUGUGUCACUUUGUAGUGCCGCCUACAAAUUGCAUCAAAUACUGUGAAACCCUGCAAUUCAUAAAUUAUUGUCUAAUUUUCUGUGAAAGGUGUAAUUCUUUUCUUGGUGCACCACAUCUGUAACUGCUAAUAUCAGUCAUUGAAAUAGUAAAUAUUUAUCUUUGAUAAAUUAUUUCAAUUUUUGUUUGUAAAUUGUUUUCCAAGUUCUCAUUUCGUUAUGAUGGUAAGUGACAAUGACAUUAAGCCAUCUGGCCUGACAGCGACAAACUGAGAAAAAAAAACUGUUGGGAGGUUUUAGAGAAGAAGAAUUUCUUCUGAAUUCUUCAAUUGAGAAGAAAUACACGUCCUUUGUCCCCACACAACAGUUUACACUGAAAUUGUUGACUACUGAUGAAGUGGUACCGAUACACCAUUGGCAUAAGGGAGGGAUUGACUGACUGAUGGUACUGUCUUCAAACUUUCGUCAUUCAACUCUUAACAAGAAGAAUCCAUGCAGCCAGACUUGAUUAUUUGGACAUUUUCCUUCCAAAUUUAUUUCUUUGUUCUCCACUCUCGAGAUAUCUCCCACUAUUCAAGAAGCACAGCACCUGUUAUAACAAUGCAUACUUAACAAUACACCCUUUGUUUUACUUGAUCAUUCACUGCUUUGUCACUACUAUUGGUUUAAGGGUGCAUUCGUUCAAAUGCUGAGGGGUGCCCUUUGACAACCAUAACCAAGAAUUGGUUCAGUUAAUUUUGGGGGAAUUUGAGUUGUUUAUCAUGUUGCCCAAUUCAGUUUCCAAAGAAAACCGAACCAAUCCUUGGUUAAUAGGACUAAUGAAAUGCCCCUUUGUUAUGGAUGUUACUUUUCAUAACCUGUCAAUAGAGGGAGUAUGAUAUUUAGCUCCUUUAAGAGGGAUGUGCUUUUUUGGAAUCCUGAAAAAAAAAUAGGGUAUAGUCCAAUCCAUUCACUGAGGGAAUGUAUCGGAUUACUCCGAAUGAAUUGAUUAUGCUCAGUACUGCUCGAUAGGACAAUACAUGUAAUUAUACUUUUUGGCUGAAAAAGUAAGAUCUGAAUCCUACAAAGACAGGCAGUGACAUGACUAUCAAUACAAGAUGUACAAAUAAAUAGACAUAAUGGAACACAACAUAAACCUCACAAAAAUGCACUCAAGUAUUAACUGAAACCAUGUUUUUCUAGAAAAUGUGUUGCAAAUAUGAAUGAACUCUUGCACACAAUUUAAAAAGCCACAAAAUAAGCACAUAAAAUUGUACGUAUCAAUGCUAAAUCCGCCAAUGCUGUUUUAAAUAGUUUGUUUCCUAUUUUUCACAAACCAUUGGAAACUCGAGUGCAAAAACUUGGCUACGAAAGAUUUCAAACUUUGAGAAGGUACGGAUUACGGUUAACAUUUGACGCUCCACAUGUAAAUGCAUUUUUUCUACUUUUUUGUCUUGAGGUACAGAACAUAACAAAUUUCUUGCUUGUACAAAACGAGAUUCCAGCCUGAUGUAAUAUAAAUAAAAAAUUAUUUUGAAAAACCUUAA
Messenger RNA from Acanthaster planci (crown-of-thorns starfish), 4032 nucleotides. It is a transcript of the gene pccb, whose product is annotated as propionyl-CoA carboxylase subunit beta. Gene Ontology annotation, molecular function: propionyl-CoA carboxylase activity. The record is from RefSeq and is a predicted model, not a curated record. Gene Ontology annotation, cellular component: mitochondrion. NCBI's taxonomy places the organism in Eukaryota, Metazoa, Echinodermata, Asteroidea, Valvatida, Acanthasteridae.